Molecule: messenger RNA, 3589 nt
Organism: Anguilla anguilla (European eel)
Lineage: Eukaryota; Metazoa; Chordata; Actinopteri; Anguilliformes; Anguillidae
Product: B-cell CLL/lymphoma 7 protein family member A-like
Exons: 6
Coding region: 130-759 (209 amino acids)
Source: RefSeq, a predicted model, not a curated record
GCAGCUGUGUGCUCUCUCUGCUCAGUAGUUGGCGCAGGCGCGCUCCGUCCUCUCCGUGCUCUACAUUGAGUGUUUGCAUUGUGUCUGAACUGCCGGCGAGCUUUAAAAAAUAUUUUACCAACAGCAGCAAUGUCGGGCAGGUCGGUCCGCGCGGAGACCCGGAGCAGAGCGAAAGAUGACAUCAAGCGGGUUAUGGCAGCUAUCGAGAAAGUACGGAAAUGGGAGAAGAAAUGGGUGACCGUCGGCGACACGUCCCUACGGAUCUACAAGUGGGUCCCGGUGACCGAGCCCAAGUCAGACGACAAGAGCAAAAACAAGAAGAAGGGCAAGGAUGACAAGUGCGGCUCGGAGGUCACGACCCCGGAGAACAGCUCCUCCCCCGGAAUGAUGGACAUGCAGGAUGACAACAGUAACCAGAGCUCCAUCGCGGACUCCUCCCCCGUCAAGCAGGAGACCAGUAACAGCGGAAGCCCCGCCCCCGAGACCACAGGCACCUCCCACAGCGACAGCAACGAGGCGAAGAGCGACCAGAGCCAGUCCCCGGGCAAAGACCUGCCCGCCCCCGACAGCAAGCCCGGCAAGAGCCACGCCCCCUCGGAGCCCUCGGCGCCCAGCCCCGCCAAAAAAGACUCCAAGCCCUCGGGGGAGAAGGAGCCCCCCUCAGACGCUGCCAAACCCACUCAGGAAUCAGAAGAUGGGGCCCCUCCCACGAAGAAGGGGAAAUUGGAGUCUUCCUCGCAUAACUCAGAGGAGAGUUAAGCGUCCUGCCCGACCGUCUCUCUCUUCCCCCCCCCCCCCCCCCCCCUUUACCAGCCCCAUUCACACCUCCGUCCUCAUCGGUUCCACUUCCUCAACGAUGGAAGGGCGGUGUCACUGAAUCACACACACACACCCCCCACAUAUCUUACUCCCAUUGGUCCAGGACUGCUCUGCCCCCCACGCCCCAGCCCCUUAAGUCUAAGCUCCACCUCUUCUCUUGUUCCGGCCAAUCGAGAGUGAGAAUUGGAGAGGGAGAGGGCGAAUCACUACAGCACUGGUUAAGCUAGUAUAACACAGAGCUCAGUCUGUGGAACGGCCUGGAAUAGAUGGUGCCCUCAACCGCUGAUCCUGGAACACUGAAGCCAACCCCCCCCCCCCCCCCAAACGUUUUUUUGUUUUUGUGCAGAAUGCUGAAACUGUUCCAGGAUCAGCGGUUGGGGCGCCACCGUCUAUUUGCGGUUUCAGACGCGGCCGCCUGCAAGCCGCCAUUCUCCUCUCGAACCCUCCCCUCCUCGUUCUGUCCGUCAGGGAGCUCCUGGUCCCGGGAUUGGCUGCCGCGCUGGAGGGUCACGCACUGUUCCCUCCUCUCGCCUCGCUCACGGUUGGGUUCUGCUGCUGUAAUAUCAUUUACUUAUUUUUUUAUUUUAUCGUUGUUUUUGUUCAUAUAAUUUCCAGAACAUUUAUUUAACACGGACAACAACAACUACAUGUUUAAUUAACGGUACAGGUCACUUAGAGAUUUUUUUCCUCUUUGUUAUUAUUUUUUUAAAUAUCUAUUGUUGUGAAGACCAGCCUGUAGCAUAGGUCCUGCUUGGUCACGUGCCUUGUGUUCUCAAAAAGAUAAUCUUGUGUUCUUUGUUUGAUUUUUCAUGUUUUUUUAUUUUAUUUUUUAUUUUCUUUUCAAAAGUGCCCAUUCUUUUUUUACGUUUUAUUUGUGAACGAUCUUUGAGAAAGUACACAUGAACCCCAGAAAUAUCAGUUUCAUGAGAAUAUUUACAAUUUAACUGUUUGAAUAUUUGAAAAAUGGGAAUGAUUGAAAAGCUAGCUGAAAUUGCCACAACCCGCACUCAGCGACAGACGGCUAGACAUUCAUAUCUCUUAAUUUUUUUAAAAUAUUAAUUUAGUGGGUAUGAAAAUGAUCUUUAUGGGGGACUGAGCAUUACGGUUCCCAGGUAAAAUGGGCUGUGCCAGAACACAGGAUGCCGCGCGGUACCUUCUGUUCCGUCAGGCAGGCCUUCAGCCAAAUGCACAAUAGAACAACAGUGUCAUUUCAAACACGCUCCUGUAGCCGGAACAAAAUGGCCUCCACUGACCUACGGCAGAUUUGGGUUCUUUUUUUUGUUUGAAUAUAAAAAGCCGUGCAAGCCGCUAUUUAGCCAAGCGCUGGGUGUUUACUUUGACAGUUGUUUUUUUUUUUUUUUUUUUUUUCCAGUUGGUUUUGUUUAAAUAUCAUAUGUAUAUUUGGAUUCAGAGUAGAUAUCUUUCUUUACUUAGACUCCGUGUAGGGAAUGUUCUGCUCUCGUUGCAUAUUUUCUAGAUUAAGAACACACCCACACGUAUAUACACUUGAGGUGGCAUCUGUGUUAGUGAAAUUAGCAGCAUGGUAGACCUUAGGAAAGGCAUUGUCUAAUGUUUGGCCCGCAUCUUUCCGAUGAGAGGGUUAUUGUAAUUGACUGCUGUGCUGAAGAUUGGUGCGUUGGUACCCUCAAGCUCCUCAAGAGUCUACAUUGGGUUCCUCACUGCAACACAGCAGAACCCAGUCUCAGUUGUCGUGGUGGUUCUCCAGACGGAACCCAGUUCAGCCGCUGGGGUCCCGCCGCUUUCACAGUCCAGGGUUCCUUCGCUCUGAGUUUUGGUUGGACUUGCGUCCCCCUCCGCCCCGCGGGAGUUUAGUUUAGUGAGAGCCGUCGCUCGGGGCCACAAAUCGGACAGAACCGCAGAUUUGCACAUACGUGACAUUCGAAAGGGUCGUUUGGAAAACACAAUUGCUUCCCAACACAUUUCUGAUCUCCCAAUCUGGGGAAAACACUCAUGUUGCCCCUGGUGUUUAUUUUAUUUUAUUUUUUGGCAACUUUUGGGAAGUGCAUAUCUAGCAAUCCCACAGUUUAACCUCAGGUGUCUAGAGUUGGGAUCAUGAGAUCAGUGACAACUUUGUCCAAAAUCUCCCUCUCUCGAUAAAUUUAUUUUUUUUUGUUUCGUUUUAUACAGACGCCAGGGUGCUUCAGUGAACUUGAUAACCAACAGAAAUGUCAGAUUGUGUGCAAGUCUAGAGCCAGGGGUCUGGGGCGUAGCUGCAGGGACUGGUGUCAGAAAGAUUUUCCUCAUUAGAUGAGUCUCUGUGGGAAUCUCAGAUAUUACUUUAAUUUUCUGUUGGGGGGGGGGGGGGGGGGGGAAGAAAAAAUGGAACUGUUCAAAACUCCUCUUUGCUUGGAUGGGUUGGCUAAGGUGACUGCAAAAUACCUCAUUUAUAGUCCAGCAGUGCUGGCACUUACACACUAUGUACUGACUUGGAUAUCAUGCAAUUCUCUGCCUGAAAAAAAAUCACACACCUAUAUAUGAGAUGUUUCCAUUUUCCAUUUCACCAGUGCCACACUGAACUAUCACCAUCAGUCGAUCAAACACAAUUUGGACCUAUAGAAAAAUGUCUAUAAAAAGCCCAAUAUAUAGUAUAUAUUUUUGGGACCAUAUUUUUUUUUUUCUUUACAGGCUUCAGUAGUAUUGUCUUGUUCAGCAGUAUGGUCUGUUUAUACUUAUUUAUUCCAUUGGUAGUGACUGGUUUUAUCAUGUAAAAUGAAUUUGUUUUAUUAAUAAAAAGUCACAAAAGACUUGA